Molecule: messenger RNA, 7028 nt
Organism: Pyrgilauda ruficollis (rufous-necked snowfinch)
Lineage: Eukaryota; Metazoa; Chordata; Aves; Passeriformes; Passeridae
Gene: GTPBP1
Product: GTP binding protein 1
Exons: 14
Coding region: 2843-4849 (668 amino acids)
Biological process (GO): translational elongation
Molecular function (GO): GTP binding; translation elongation factor activity; GTPase activity
Source: RefSeq, a predicted model, not a curated record
CAGCUCUCCUAUUGGACAGUCGACCCCGGACACGUCGAGCGGCUCUGUUGUGUGUGUGUAUGUGUAGAAAACAAGCCGAGCUGGCAGUGCGUCUCCCAUUGGCUUCGCGCGCUUCGAGAGGGCGUGGCCUCUCCUCAUGAAUAACCACUACGCCACCCACUGUCGCCAUGGCAACAUGCAAAUUUAGCCGCUGCGCCGCCGGUGAUUGGCGGGCGCCGCCUUGGCGGGCCCGGGGGCGGCGACGGGGCGGAGAGCCGGGCAGGGAAGGGAAGAUGGCGGCGGCGGAGCGGAGCAGAUCCCCGGUUCCCGGGGGGUCCCCGGUGCCGGCCUGUAUGUUCGCCCCGGAGCCCGGCUCCCCGGGCGGACGGCCUCGCGUGGCGGCGGCCGCCUGUCCCCUCCGCGCAGCCUUCGACGGCGAGGACGGCGAGGCGCUCAACGGCGAGCCCGAGAUCGACCUCACCAGUAAGGAUGCCAAUAUUGAUCUGUCCUUUGUCUUGGACGUGACUGCUGUGGAAGAGAGCCAAGGAGGAUGCCAAGGACUGCAUCACUGAUUCUUGACAGCCAGGAACCUGACCAAAACUCCGACAAAGAGAGAAGAGUGCUUUUCUUCCACAAACUCCCAUUUGUAGUGUCAGUCUGUCUUCCAUUCCUGGAAAUCUGGAGGUGCUGUGGAGGUGGUAGGAAACCUGAGGUUGCUAGACCUGCAUGGCUCCUACUGAUAACUGCUCAGUGCCUGACAAAGUGGAAAGGACAAAAGUGAACAUUUUUGACUUUGUGAAAGCCUCUUAAAAACAUGCAUUUGCAGUGCAGCCAUGGAGGGGUUGCUCGAAGGUGAAGAGCAAAAAAAGCAGAGGAGCCAAAACGGAGCGCUUGUCUUUGACCAAGGAGAUAGCAGAGGACAGGAAACUAAAGAGAUCUUCAAAACAGCACAUCACAUCUUGCAAUGAUCCAGGAAACCACACAACUGGCUGGGGCUGUGACUGCAGAAGUAGUUAUCAGAAACGCUGAGUGGCAUUGGAAGGUGUGAUCUGUGAACGCUGCUGUUUUAUCUACAGAUACUUCUCUUGAUGUCCUGCUGUGUCAUAUGAGCUGUAAGCUCCAUCGGCCACGGAGUAAACUUUGGAAGCAGUCUGCUACUGGAACACCCUUCAGGAGUGCCUUUGCAUGGCAGUGAAAGCAGCAGUGUGGGGGAACAGUGUUGUGGGCUGAUGUGAGCCUGUGCUGUUUGAGGCCCCCAGCCCUCCUGCUGGCAGCGUGAGGAAAGGGUACAAUGAGCUGCUGAGUGCCUUGGUGCUUGUUACAGCACCCUGCCUGCUCACACUGCUGAAGCACUUGGACUCAGAAGAACAAAGCUGGUGAUGAGACUUGAAGAAACUGAAGUUAGUUUGCCCUGUACUGGUGGCCCCUGCUAUGUUAUUGAUCUUUGUGUGUGUUACAGCCUGUGUUACAGCCUGUUACAGCUCAGAUCUUCUUGAGUCCCUGGCUUGUGCUGGUGCACUGGCCUAAAGAAUGAGCUUGUCUGCUGUGCAUCUGGGUAUUCCUGAAAGUAUUUGCAGGGCAAAAUGAGCCCUACACAUCAAAACACAGCCUUCCAUUCCUGCCCAGAUUGAGCCUCUCAACAGCUGUUGAUUUCACUCUCAGUGCAUUUACAUCCAGUGGUUUCCCUCAAGAAGAAAAUGAAACUAAAAGUAAAACAGAACUGAAAGAAAAACUAAUAAAAGCAAAACUCAUUCUUUUAUGGCAUGAAAUAGAAAGACUGUGACCUUGCAGAGCAGAGUGCUUUGGUACACUUUGCAGACCACUUUGCCAAGUAGUUGAAAGGCUUAGGUAGGGCAUGUGUCCAAAAGGGGCAUGUGAGGGUGAUUGUAUCUCUUGUAGCUGUCUGGCCCUUGCAGACACAUCCCUGCUGCCUGGGACCCUUAACAUCUGUGGAAAAAGUUGCUUUGGCAGCCUUAAUCCUUCUAACUAGCACCUGCUGUCUGUGCUUCAGUGUCCCAGCAUGCAUCUCUAUGGUUUUGAAAGCUGCUUAAACAUUGUUUGUGGGGGUUUGGGUUCCUUUACAUUCUAGAUUUCCAAAAAAGGCCUUCAUCAAGUGUGUAAUAGUGGUAGUAAUAGUAGUGCUAAAGGUAGUUUCUCCUUGAAAACACAUUGUGUUGACUGUGCUGAGCAAGUCAGGCUGUGGUAGAGAAUGCUGGGCAGACUGGAGGAUGUUAUUGUCAACGGCUCUAAACCAUAUGUUUUAGGCAAACAUCUAAUUUAGCACAGUUUUCAGUCUCAGUGCAUAGUGAAGGAAAGUGCUUCUUUCUGGGUGUGAUUUUUGUGUAUGUAGGGACAACUGUGGAUGUCACUGAGUGUUGGCACAGGUGUGCCUACCCUUAGGUGGGUGUCAACCUUUAAUAACUGUUACUUAAAGUGCCUUUUUCACAGAAAUGGGUAUCAAUUGCUACAGCUAUCAGGCUGCUGUACAGGGAUGCUCAGCCACCAACAGAUUUGUAACCAUGGAGGCAGCCAGAGAGCAGGUAGAGUGCUGAUGGAGGUCUCCUUGGUCUGUCACUGCCAUGCCACCAUUGUGGCUGCCCUGUGCAGGUGUCUUCAGCUCUGCUGUGUGAGCAGUGCAGGUUUCUGCCAGAAAUGGUGCUAUUUCAUUCUAGGAAAAAUCAUUCCUGACGCAUUCUCUUCUCCUCAUUUCCUGCUUUGUUUUUGUUUUAUUUUUUCAUUCUCUUGAUGUUCCUGCAGGGAAGGGCAAAGGAAGUUUGAUUAUUGCAAUUGCUGCAGUCAAAGUUUGUUGGUGGAACAGCUGCUGGCCUACAAAACUGCAGCUCUCCACUGCUGAAACCUCUAGAUGUGCUUAUAUAAAUUGCUUUGCAUGUCUGCCCCUCGGCACCAUUGUUUAAAGUACCUAAAAUUUGAAAAUAAUGCUUAUUUGUGUUCUCUCCUUUCCUUCUGCCCCCUCAGAAAACAGAAGGGACAUCAAAUACGUGAAAGACUUAAAAGAUGCUCUGGAUUUUGGUGCCCAGAUGCUCUCUGCAGUGAGCUGGUGAUGGUGAGUCCAACUUCAGAGCAGUAUGACAGUUUGCUCCAGCAGAUGUCAGAGAGGAUUGAUGAGGGAUGUGGAGAGACCAUCUAUGUCAUUGGACAAGGAUCAGAUGGGACUGAGUACGGGCUGAGUGAGGCAGACAUGGAGGCGUCCUACGCCACGUUGAAGAGCAUGGCAGAGCAGAUCGAGGCCGACGUGAUCCUCCUGAGGGAGCACCAGGAGGCCGGGGGCAAGGUGCGCGACUACCUGGUUCGGAAACGUGUGGGUGACAACGACUUCCUGGAGGUCAGGGUAGCAGUGGUUGGCAAUGUGGACGCAGGGAAGAGCACCUUGCUGGGCGUCUUGACUCACGGCGAGUUAGACAAUGGCCGGGGCUUUGCUCGGCAAAAGCUCUUCCGCCACAAGCACGAGAUUGAGUCAGGCCGCACCAGCAGUGUGGGCAAUGACAUUCUGGGCUUCGACAGCGAGGGCAACGUGGUGAACAAACCUGACAGCCACGGUGGCAGCUUGGAAUGGACAAAGAUCUGCGAGAAAUCCACCAAGGUCAUUACUUUCAUUGACCUGGCUGGUCACGAAAAAUACCUGAAAACCACCGUCUUUGGCAUGACCGGCCACUUGCCUGACUUCUGCAUGCUUAUGGUUGGGAGUAAUGCUGGGAUUGUUGGAAUGACCAAGGAGCACUUAGGCCUGGCGCUUGCACUUAACGUUCCUGUCUUUGUUGUGGUGACCAAGAUUGACAUGUGCCCUGCCAACAUCCUGCAAGAAACCCUGAAGCUGUUACAGCGACUGCUGAAGUCCCCAGGGUGCAGGAAGAUUCCCGUGCUGGUUCAGAGCAAGGAUGAUGUCAUUGUAACAGCCUCCAACUUCAGCUCAGAGAGGAUGUGCCCAAUUUUCCAGAUUUCAAAUGUUACUGGGGAGAAUCUAGAUUUGCUGAAGAUGUUUCUUAAUCUCUUGUCUCCACGGACCAGUUACAGGGAAGAAGAACCAGCAGAAUUCCAGAUAGAUGAUACUUACUCUGUCCCGGGUGUAGGAACAGUUGUCUCUGGGACGACACUGAGAGGCCUAAUCAAGCUAAAUGACACCCUGCUGCUGGGGCCAGAUCCCCUUGGCAACUUCCUCCCUAUUGCUGUCAAGUCCAUCCACCGCAAGAGGAUGCCCGUCAAGGAGGUGCGGGGAGGCCAGACUGCCUCCUUUGCCUUGAAGAAGAUCAAGCGUUCUUCCAUCCGGAAAGGCAUGGUAAUGGUGUCACCCCGCCUGAAUCCACAAGCGUCGUGGGAGUUCGAAGCAGAGAUUCUGGUGCUCCAUCACCCCACCACCAUCAGCCCACGAUACCAGGCCAUGGUGCAUUGUGGCAGCAUCCGUCAGACAGCCACGAUUCUCAGCAUGGACAAGGACUGCCUGCGGACAGGGGACAAAGCCACGGUGCACUUCCGCUUCAUCAAAACCCCGGAAUAUUUACACAUAGACCAGCGGCUGGUCUUCCGGGAAGGCCGCACCAAAGCUGUGGGUACCAUCACUAAGCUGCUCCAGACCACCAAUAACUCACCAAUGAACUCCAAGCCACAGCAGAUCAAGAUGCAGUCAACGAAGAAGGGAGCUGUUACGAAACGAGAGGAUGGUGUUCCUGCCGCUGGGGCGGCAGCUGGAGGCCCAGCAGCUGGGGAUGAGGCCCCCUCAACAGCUGCAGCACCACUGACACCUACUGCCCUGCAACCAUUGUCAAAAGUCGGAGGAGGAGGCCGUCGACGUGGGGGUCAGCGCCAUAAAGUGAAAUCUCAGGGAGCCUGUGUGACUCCUGCCAGUGGCUGCUGAAUUUCUUAUUCCUCCUCUCUCUGAAGAAUUCCUCCCCAUCCCUUCAUUUCUUAUCCAAAAGAUCCAGAGCAGCGUAAACCAAAACCCAUCCCAGCUGAUUGGCUGCAGAAGAAUCGUCCCUCCUCCCUGCAGAAAGCGAUGGAGAGGAGCAUAAUUUAUAAGCUAAUGAAGGUGAUAAGACAGAGAACUGAGUAACUGACACCUUCCUCCUCCCCCUGUCGACACAUUUUUGUACAUCAUGGGCUUAGUUUUUAUUCUUAUUAGUUUUUAUUAUAUUUUGUGUGCAUGAAGAUGAGAGGAGUCUGGAUAGAGCUGCAAAGAGCCAGUUAGUUGCCUCCCUCCUCCCUCACCCCUUUCUGUCCACAGGACUUGCUGCUCUCCCCUAUUUGCUGUCUCAGAUCCAGGGGUUAUCAGAUGCCUGAAAUUUCAGACUUGCAAAGGUUAAAACAGGUUGUUUAGGAUGGCUCCAUGGAGCAUCGUUUCAUCACCACUGUGGCCUUGUGCCAAAUAUGUUUUGGAUUCCCUCCCUCUUAAACUAUUUCUAAGUGGAUUUAAUUUAAUGUUGUAAUGACUGAAGUUUGAAGGAGAUGGUGAGAAAGUUCCUUAGUUGGAGAUCUAAGAGGGAAACAAAUUGGAAAGCAGUUGUAGAUGUUAAGUUCAGGGAUCCUAUGCUCAAUAUCCUCAAAUAAUGUUGAAAGCACUUAAAAUUUUAACUGGCGACAGAGUUAAAUGGGCAGACAUUUACCCACCCAAUUCCCCUUCCCAUCGUGCUGCUUUUCCCAGUGUUUGUUCAGUGCACAUUGGAGCAAAUCUAAGGUGCCUCCCAAGGCUGCAGCAGCUCCACUGACAGUAUUAAGAACAGUGCAGGAGCACUCAGUCCGUCCCUUGAGCCAGAGAAAGCCUUCUCACCUCGACGGACAGAGGUCACAGGUGGUAAGAUACCUUUGGAACAGAGACACCAAGCUAACAUGACCUCCCCUUGAUUUUGUUUACUCCAAGAUUUCCAAAACCUUUUUGGAACUCACUGGCCAAACUUUGCCAUGGCAGAAGCAGGAUUUGUCUUCUCCCCUCUUGGCCAAAGAGGGCAGUGACAAAUUGGUACCAAAUUUACAGGUGUGCUUUCAAGGUUGGAAGUACAUGGUAAUUUUUCUGACUUAAACUGAUUUUUUUUUUUAAGAUUUUAUUUUUCUUAAUGAGAAAUUGUGGCUUCUCCAAGAAGGCCCUGCAAGGACAGUUUACAAAUUACUGUUAGAAUGGGUUUUUUAACCAUUUAAUGAGUUUUUAAAGUGAUUGAUACCCUGCUUAUUUUGAUCUCUUUUCUUCUAACCCUGCCUCUUCCCUUGGCUCCGGUGAGGACAGGAAUUAUCCUCUGCCAGCUUGUGGUGAGCUCUGGGAGCAUGGUGGCAUUUUGAGGAGGAGGUGGCAUCCUCAGCAAAUCAUGGCUCCCCCCAGCAGGCACGGUCAGGCUCGGUUUCUCUGAGGGCUUCUUCCUCCAAUGAAGGACUUUUAUUUUAAUCAGAGAGAGACUGCAAAGUUUCUGUCCCUCCUUAGCGGGUUGUUCCUGUUCCUCACUCUGUGUCACCUGUGUGGAGUUCAUUCCAGCUCACCUUGUGACUCGGGGUAGGUCUCCAGGCCGGCUGAGAGGCAAAGCGCAUCUCCCGCUGCCAACACCAGCACUCCAAGAGCAUUAAGUGGCACGGGAGAGGCAAGAAACGUGGUUUGGAGACCAGGGCUCUUUGCCUUAGAGACUGCAGUGGGUGGAAGGGGGAGGUCAGACGGUCCUUUUCCAAGCUUUGUGCCUAAAUACCAGCACUCUCCUGGCCAGGGAGGAACUAUAGGCGGCUACAACACUAAUAGCACCCGCAUUGUGAGGGGGUGUGAGGUGUGGCUAAGCAGGGCACGAGGGCUUGGCUUGUUUGUCUUCUGGCCCUGUAGCAGCAUCAAACUGCAUCUGAUUUCACUGCCCUCUGCUUCUGAGGGGAGCAGGGAGCUCCAGGCGGUUUUCUCUUUCUCCAUUCCUUGUGCUCCAAAUGAAGGAGACUGCCGAGACUGAAAGAAGGUUCACUUCAAUUUGUGCAAAGGAGGUGGUGUGAUCUCUCUUUUGUGACCAGCAUUUACAGAUCACUCAGGCUGGUGUGAUCUAUAAAAUAAAUUUUAAAAAAGUUUGUUCCAAGUAAAA